This is a messenger RNA of Mytilus californianus (California mussel), 671 nucleotides long. RefSeq names its product ficolin-1-like. The transcript is spliced from 6 exons. The record is from RefSeq and is a predicted model, not a curated record. Bases 84 to 671 code for a protein of 195 amino acids. NCBI's taxonomy places the organism in Eukaryota, Metazoa, Mollusca, Bivalvia, Mytilida, Mytilidae.
UAACGAAGUCCCUGUUUAGUGUUAGGAAAUAAUUGUUUUACGUUAUAAUUUUCACAGGAAGGUUUAAGUAUGGGCGAGGAAAUAUGAUCAAUAACUGGUGUCCAGUUGCCAAACCUAAAGACUGUGGAGAUAUAGACCCAGUACAUUGUAAAAGUGGAGUUUAUACAAUUUUCCCGCCAGGACUUAAACCAUUUGACGUUUACUGUAAACUGACCAAUCAAGGGAAAGCUUGGACGGUUAUUCAAAGACGAUUCGAUGGAAAAAUAGACUUCUAUAGAACCUUGAAUGAAUAUGCACAUGGGUUUGGUAAUCUUAAAGGAGAACACUGGCUUGGUAAUGAUAAAAUACAUAUUUUAACUUCCGGAGGUAACUUUGAGUUAAGAAUAUAUCUUGAGGAUUUUGACGGAGAAGCCAGGUAUGCUUUAUAUAGGAGGUUUUCGGUUGAUGAUGCAAAUUCAAAAUACAAACUAGCAGUUAGUGGUUAUAGUGGAAAUGCAGGGGACUGUCUUACUGGCCAUAAUGGAAGGCUUUUCUCGACUCCUGACCAGGACAAUGACUCCUCUGAAUCUAACUGUGCAGAUUCGAACAAGGGCGGCUAUUGGUAUUAUAAAUGUUAUCGUUCAAAUCUAAAUGGAGCCUAUUUGAAAGACUUCCACAGAGUAGAAAAAUAG